UAGUGUUGCAGAAAUUCUUGUUCCAUGUCCUUCUCAACUGUUAUGUCUGACUAUGAGCUAUGUCACUGCUUGCUCCUUUUGAUAUUGUGUAAAAUAACUACACUACCACAAUGUCUCUUGAGCAACGACCCGCUGGCCAGUGCUGAGCUGGGGGGCCAAGAUGAAGGCAGGAAAUGCCUGAAGAAAACCACACUGCUGUGACUGAGUUUGUUCUCUUGGGUUUCACUGACCGCUGGGAGCUGAAGUUUCCUUUGUUUGGACUCUUUCUGCUCAUCUAUGUCACCACGCUGGGGGGCAACACUGGCAUCAUCGUGCUUGUCCAGCUCAAUGCCUGUCUUCACACCCCCAUGUACUAUUUCCUGAGCAAUUUAUCUUUCUUAGACCUCAGCUAUGCCUCCACCAUUGCUCCCAAGCUGCUGGUGAAUCUCGUAGCGCAGCGCACCACCAUUUCCUUCUUUGGUUGUGCUACACAGAUGUUCCUCUUUGCUGCUCUGGCUGAUGCCGAGUGCUUCCUUUUGGCUGUGAUGGCCUAUGACCGCUACGUGGCCAUCUGUCAGCCUUUUCUCUACUCCGUUGCCAUGUCGCGCCGGGCCUGCGCCUCCAUGGUAGCCGGAGCUUAUCUCAGUGGGGGCCUGACCUCACUGGUACACACGUCUUUCACGUUCACCCUGUCCUUCUGUGGCUCCAACACCAUCAACCACUUCUUCUGCGACAUUCCCCCACUGCUGGAGCUCUCCUGCUCAAGCACCAUGGUCAACGAGGUACUUCUCAUCACCUUGUGCAGCUUCAUACAAACCAGCUCCUUCCUGGUCAUCAUUAUCUCCUACACCUGCAUCCUUGGCACCAUCCUCCGGCUCCACUCGGCAGAGGGCAGGCACAAGGCCUUCUCCACCUGCACCUCUCAUCUCAUGGCUGUUGGGUUCUUCUAUGGCUCCCUCCUCUUCAUGUACUUACGGCCCAGCUCCAGCUACUCGUUGGACACCGACAAGCUGAUUGCUUUGUUUUACACUGUCAUCCUUCCCAUGCUGAACCCCAUGAUCUACAGCUUGAGGAACAAGGAGGUGAGAGAAGCCUUAAGAAGGUCACUAGAGAGAAAAGUGUUUUCUCAGUCACUCUCUUAGCAGGAAAACUGCAUCUAAGUGCUGAUAGGGUAGCUCUGGCUCAGCGCUUUGCAAAGCCACUAAAUCUGUCUAAUACCUGUUCCUGCUGUUCCUAUCAUCUCCAUCUAAACUGGUUUCCACAGUUGUACUUUGUUGUUCCUGGAAAUAAAAAAGAGGUUAUGUAGUGAGUAGUUUCCUA
This is a messenger RNA of Phasianus colchicus (ring-necked pheasant), 1299 nucleotides long. Its product is annotated as olfactory receptor 5AS1-like. Gene Ontology annotation, cellular component: membrane. Gene Ontology annotation, biological process: G protein-coupled receptor signaling pathway. Gene Ontology annotation, molecular function: G protein-coupled receptor activity; olfactory receptor activity. Lineage: Eukaryota; Metazoa; Chordata; Aves; Galliformes; Phasianidae. The record is from RefSeq and is a predicted model, not a curated record.